Antechinus flavipes (yellow-footed antechinus) is the source of this 2848-nucleotide messenger RNA. It is a transcript of the gene OVOL3, whose product is annotated as ovo like zinc finger 3. Gene Ontology annotation, biological process: regulation of transcription by RNA polymerase II; epidermal cell differentiation. Gene Ontology annotation, molecular function: DNA-binding transcription factor activity, RNA polymerase II-specific; RNA polymerase II cis-regulatory region sequence-specific DNA binding. The coding region runs from base 2077 to 2769 and encodes 230 amino acids. Gene Ontology annotation, cellular component: nucleus. The transcript is spliced from 4 exons. NCBI's taxonomy places the organism in Eukaryota, Metazoa, Chordata, Mammalia, Dasyuromorphia, Dasyuridae. The record is from RefSeq and is a predicted model, not a curated record.
CCUUCUCUUCUCAGCUUUAACAAAAUGCUUUAACAGAGGUCGCCCAUUACUCCAACUUUUCCCUUCUGGCCCUAGUGCCUGCCCAUGAAUCUUCUCUAAGAUGCAGGUUUUUUUUCUCCACUAAUACUUUAUUUUUUCUAAUUACAUAUAUAGUUUUCAACAUUCACUUGAAGAUUCUGAGUUCCAAAUUUUUUUCUGCUGCUCUUCCCUUUCCUCUCCCCCAAACAGCAAGUAAUCUGAUUAUACAUAUACACUAAUUUUAAAUGUAUUUUCCAUAUUCUUAUUUUUUCUAAUUACAUAUACAGUUUUCAACAUUCACUUGAAGAUUCUGAGUUUCAGAUUUUUUUCUCCUCCUCUUCCCUUUUGAACUCCUCAAAAGAGCAAGCAAUCUGAUCUAGGUUAUACAUGUACAGUAAUUUUCAACAUAUUUUCAUAUUAUUUGUGUUGAGAGAAAAAUCAGAACAAAAGGGAAAAAACACAAAGAAAAAAAUGAAAACGGUAUGCUUCGAUCCACAUUUAGUCUCGCUAGUUCUUCCUAUGGAUGCGGAUGGCAUUUUUCUUCCCAAGUCUAUUGGAAUUGUCUUGGAUUACUGUGUUGCUGAGAAGAGCCACAUCCAUCACAGUUGAUCAUCACAUAAUCUUGUUGCCGUGUACAAUGAUCUCCUGGUUCUGCUCACUUCACUCAGCAUCAGUUCAUGUAAGACUCUCCAGGCUUCUCUGAAACCAUCCUGCUGGUUGUUUCUUACAGAACAGUAAUAUUUCAUAAUAAUCAUAUAUCACAAUUGAUUCAGCCAUUCCCCAACUGAUGGGCAGCCACUCAGUUCCCAGUUCUUGCCGCCACAAACAUUUGUGCACACGUGGGUCCUCUUCCCUCCUUCACGAUCUCUGGGAUACGGGCCCAGUAGUGAGACUGCAUCCAACCUUUUCUUGAUUGCUCGGGGGUGGGGAGUGCUCGCCCUCAGCAAGGCGGUCCAUCCCACUGUGGAGCAGCCCAGCUGGCUAGGAAGUCCCCUGUAUAACCAUCCGUCGGUUCCAGUUCUCCUCGGGCCCAAGCGCCCGCUUGGCUGUGUCCUGUGGCCGUAUGUCUCAUGUCUUCUCUCUUCAUCCUCCUGUGAGUGUGGUUCGCCUUGGCCAACAUCCCCCUGCCCUAGGUGGGAGACCCCGGAGCGGGAGCAGGCCGCGCUGUCGGCUGCUCCGUGCAGACACUGUCUGCUCUGUCGGCUUGUUUGGUCCUUUUCCCAGGAGAGCUUUCUAGCUGUGUCCCUUUAGGUGUGGGCAGGAAGAUGUGGGUUCCAACGACUCCUCGGCGGCUAAACCUGCCGUCAGGACCCUGGGGAAGCCAUGAGGCCAACUGGAGCCUCAGUUUCCCCACCUGUAGGAGAGGGGUAGCCCAUGCCCAACUUUCCAACUCCGGCUCCUCCAAACCACCUGGAAGGGAGUCAUGGGCUUUUUUCCUUGUGGCUUGUUUCUGAGAAAGGAGCUCGCCCUGGGAGGCUGAUGGAGCUCCCAAGCCUCACACCCCGCAAGUGAUUAUAGGGGUUUUCUCCAAAAGUCAAAUCCCGUCACCUGGGGCUGGAAAAUCAGUGCCCUUCACUGCCCCCCCCCCCCCCCCAACCCGGACCUGGAGGCAGCUGCAGUGAUUUGAAUAACCUCUCUCCAGAGACAGCUUCCUCAAGGGGCCGUUGGAUGCCCUGCAGGGGGCCUGAUUUGACUGUCAAACACCCUCACCCCCUCCCUGCCCCACCCUGAGCCAUUGUCAAUUUAGGGAGUGGGCAGUGUGACCCUCCAAUGGGGUCAGCCUUCCCCACCUAACUCCUCCACCUACAGCUCGGGGCUCUCUUGCAGAGGCCUCUGGGAAAUGGCCCUCCCUCGAGGGCCUAGACUCCGCCUGUCAUAGAUUAGACUGUUUGUCCAGAGAAUCGCAAAUAGGCCCUUGAGGCGGGAGGGAGGGGGCCGAGGUAACUGGAGCCCAGGCAGGGCCGUUGGCUGAGGCCCUUCCCAGAUUUGCAUGGAGAGGAUGAGGAGGUCUAGGCCCCAUCCCCCCCUACCUCAUCCACCCGCUCCUAGAAACAGGACAUGCCUCGAUCCUUCCUGGUGAGGAGCUGCCGGCCCCAGCCCCGAGACUGGGGCCACCUCGCCGACCAGCACCGGGGAGACGCCUACGUGCCAGACUGCAGCCUGGACAAAGGGUCCCUGGACCAGGGAGGCCCCAAGGCGGGGUCCGUAGGCAGAGAGACCUCUGGACCAUCCUGCCCGCCUCCCAGCAGCCGGGAGGCCCAAGCCCGGGUGAGAGCCCCCGGCAAUCUCUGGGGGUGGGGAGCCUGGCCCAGGCGGGGGGAAGGAGAGGUGCCCCCGGCUGAGCAGGGCCCCGGGGGGCUGAGCUGCCCCCUCUGCCCUAAGGCUUUCCCGCUUCAGCGCAUGCUAACCCGCCACCUCAAAUGUCACAACCCUGCCCGGCGCCAUGUCUGCAGCUGCUGCACCAAAGGUUUCCACGAUGCCUUUGACCUCAAGCGGCACAUGAGGACGCACACAGGAAUCCGGCCCUUCCGCUGUCCGGCCUGUGGCAAAGCCUUCACCCAGCGGUGCUCCCUCGAGUCCCACCUAGGCAAGAUCCACGGGCAGCCUCCUCGCUAUGGCUACCGGGAGCGCAGGGAGAAACUGCACGUGUGCGAGGACUGCGGCUACACCAGCGCCCGCCCCGAGGACUACGCCCAGCACCGGGCCCUGCACCCCGGCCGGCCCUCAACCCUGGGCACCGCCUACCCCUGAGGAGGCCCCGCCCCCAAGCAGCACACCCCCUCCCCCCACAGAGCAGCCCGGAUGCCAAAAAGCCAAAAAUAAAAUGCUU